Molecule: messenger RNA, 1340 nt
Organism: Parasteatoda tepidariorum (common house spider)
Lineage: Eukaryota; Metazoa; Arthropoda; Arachnida; Araneae; Theridiidae
Product: endothelial lipase
Biological process (GO): lipid catabolic process
Molecular function (GO): lipase activity
Source: RefSeq, a predicted model, not a curated record
UAUUGAAAAGUUACCAGUAUUUAAAGACGAACUUUUUCUGAUUUGAUGCGUAAUUGUUAUUAAAUAUCAUAAGUUAAUCGUAAUCAAGAAAGCAAUUUAAAAAAGUGACUGGCGUUUUAUUAUUAAUAUUUGUUCUAUUCUCAAUUACCAAACAGUUUCCGAAGAUACUUUUAUUAUUUCCAAAAAUAAAUAAAUAUGUAUUCACGUAGAAUUAAAAACUGAUUCGUUUUUGUAGCAAUUCGGAACUUUCUUUUUUUCCUUCCUUAGCAAAAGUGAAAUAAAAAUUAUAAACAAAAAUUAUCGAAGAACUAGUUUAUAUUCAUUAUCAAACUUUGAAAUCGAAGAAAAGGAAAGAAGAUCAGCUACACCUGACAAAAUAUGAUGUGUCAUUAAUUCUUUUUCCUCGUCCAUUGAAAUGACGUUUUUGAAAUGUUGAUAUUUCGUUUGGAAAAAAAAUAUGCUGCACAGAAUGAAGUAUAUCAUAGCAAUUUGUGCUAUUUUGAGUUCUGCGUUGAUAGUUAUUUUUUCUGAACUGGAUUACUUUUAUCUGUUUUCUACGGAUCCACUAAAUGAUAUCUCAAUAUCUACAAAGAAACUAAUUGAGGACAUCAACAACUUCAGUCAAAAUUUUAAAGAGAGAUUUAGAAAAUUGAAAAGAUUCAUCAGUGAAAAUCGAAAUAAGGUGGAUAAUCUUGAUGUCUCUUACUAUCUGUUCACAUACAUGAACCCAAAGGAGCCAUAUCACCUGAAAACUACCCAAGAUUCUUGGAUCCAGAGUAAUCUUGAUCCAAAACAUCCAACGAUAUUCCUUAUACAUGGCUUUGAAACUGAAAUCAACAUACAAAAUGGUACUUAUACAAAGAUGAAGGAUAAUAUUCUUAAUAGAUCUGUCUACCGGAAUGUCUUCCUCAUGGAUUAUUCAAAGUAUUCUUCAGGUUUAUUCUCGGAAACGGCGAAAAUGAGUUUUUUAGUAUCUCAGAACUUAGCCAAUUUCAUUCACUUUCUUAUGAAAAAUGCCAGUAUGGCGGCUGAUCAGUUUCAUCUUGUGGGUGCAAGUCUAGGUGGAGAAGUGGCAGCAAACGCCGCAUCUCUUGUACCUGGUCUAGGAAGAUUAACAGGAUUAGAUCCAGCGGGACCGAUUUUUGAACUUCUGCCUUCAAAUUACCGAAUCAGUUCUGAUGAUGCCCAAUUUGUGGACAUUAUACAUACAAGCUCGAUUGCACCCUUUCCUAAAGGUAUUGGUAUUUCUUAUCCUGCUGGAGAUAUGGAUUUUUAUCCUAAUGGAGGACAGUAUCAGCCAGGUUGUGGAGAUUCUAAUAAAAUUUCAGGAACCAGGAACA